AUGGCCGAAGACGGACAAAACAGAAGAUACCCCCAGAAUCUUCAGGGAGUCCUACAAUUGGCAAUCGAUGCUGGCUCCGGUGCAGAGGGUCCUGCUCCUGUCGAACCCAUUUCAGAGGAGAGGAGCGUGUGGUUGAGGGAGGCUCUCGCAGAGGUCUGCAAAGGACAGAUGGAUGAAGUGGAGCAGAUGAAGCAGUGCUUGGCUAUCCUGAACAAAGAGGAGGUGAACGGUGUGGGGGAUGGGGAUGAGGAAGAUGAAGAUGAGCGGGAAUCUGCUUUUGAGUUGCUGUCUGAUUUGUGUGAGAACCUUGACAAUGCCAGAGACCUGAUGGUUCUGGGGGGGCUGGAUUUGUGCGUCUCCCGAUAUUUGUGUCAUGUCCAAAGUAGGUUGAGAUGGAGUGCUGCUCAGCUGAUUGCUGCCUGUGCCCAGAACAUGCCACAAGUGCAAGAUCACUUGCUAAAGAUAAGCGCUUUGCCUAAACUUCUACAGCUGACAGACUCAGACCCCCACCCCACAGUCAGGGUCAAAGCCCUUUAUGCAGUCUCAUGUCUGGUGCGAGAGCAGGAUGCGGGACUGGCAGCAUUCCUGUCCCUUGAUGGCUUCUCGGUGCUGAUGAGAGGCAUGCAGUCGGAACAUGAGAAGCUUCAGACUAAGUCGGCGUUCCUUCUGCUCAACCUGCUGACGUCACAUCCGGAACAGAAAGACACAGUGGUCUCCAUGGGGAUGGUGCAACAGCUGGUCUCAGUGCUGCGCUCAGCACACUCACCUGUUCACGAACACGUGCUCGGUGCCCUUUGUAGCCUGGUGAAAGACUGUGAAAAGGGACUCAAAGAUUGUCGGGAUCCAUCUCUCGGUCUUGAAGAGUUAUUGCGACUGCGAGCAAGAGAGCUCCGAGGAAAAGAGGAAAGUCAGGAAGAACUGGAAUUCUGUGAGGGCUUGAGAAAAGCUUGUUUUGGCGGACACCAGUCAGAUGACCACGUGAUGGAUCGCUGA
Messenger RNA from Nerophis lumbriciformis (worm pipefish), 993 nucleotides. Lineage: Eukaryota; Metazoa; Chordata; Actinopteri; Syngnathiformes; Syngnathidae. The record is from RefSeq and is a predicted model, not a curated record.